AACGCACAUGCGCACUCAAGUGCGCUGGUAAAGCAAAAAUGGCGGCGGCGGCAAUGCGCGUGGCGGCACCCGGAAUCAGGCUCAGUGCUGUAGUGAGAAGUCUCCGGGCCGCGGUGCGCAGCGUGUGCACCCAGCCUGUCUCUGUUAAUGAGCGCAUCGAGAACAAGCGUCAAGCCGCACUACUGGGAGGAGGGCAGCGCCGCAUCGACGCGCAGCAUAAGCGAGGAAAGCUAACGGCCAGAGAGCGGAUCAGUCUCUUGCUGGACCCCGGCAGUUUUGUUGAGAGCGACAUGUUUGUGGAACACAGAUGUGCAGAUUUUGGAAUGGCUGCUGAUAAGAAUAAGUUUCCUGGAGACAGUGUGGUCACUGGACGGGGCCGAAUCAAUGGAAGAUUGGUUUAUGUCUUCAGUCAGGAUUUUACAGUUUUUGGAGGCAGCCUGUCUGGAGCACAUGCCCAAAAGAUCUGCAAAAUCAUGGACCAAGCCAUGACAGUGGGGGCUCCGGUGAUUGGACUGAAUGACUCUGGAGGAGCACGGAUCCAAGAGGGAGUAGAGUCUUUGGCUGGCUACGCAGACAUCUUUCUGAGGAAUGUCACGGCAUCCGGAGUCAUCCCUCAGAUUUCUCUGAUCAUGGGCCCUUGUGCCGGUGGGGCUGUCUACUCCCCGGCCCUAACAGACUUCACGUUCAUGGUAAAGGACACCUCCUACUUGUUCAUCACUGGCCCUGAUGUUGUGAAGUCUGUCACCAAUGAGGACGUUACCCAGGAGGAGCUCGGGGGCGCCAGGACCCACACCACCAUGUCAGGCGUGGCCCACAGAGCUUUUGAAAACGACGUUGACGCCUUGUGUAAUCUCCGGGAGUUCUUCAACUACUUGCCUCUCAGCAAUCAGGACCCGGCCCCUGUCCGUGAGUGCCAUGAUCCCAGUGACCGUCUGGUUCCUGAGCUUGAUACAAUUGUCCCUUUGGAAUCUACCAAAGCCUACAACAUGGUGGACAUCAUACACUCUGUUGUUGAUGAGCGAGAAUUUUUUGAGAUCAUGCCCAGUUAUGCCAAGAACAUCAUUGUUGGUUUUGCAAGAAUGAAUGGGAGGACUGUUGGAAUUGUUGGCAACCAACCUAAAGUGGCUUCAGGAUGCUUGGACAUUAAUUCAUCCGUGAAAGGGGCUCGUUUUGUCCGAUUCUGUGAUGCGUUCAAUAUUCCACUCAUCACGUUUGUGGAUGUCCCUGGCUUUCUCCCUGGCACCGCGCAGGAGUACGGGGGCAUCAUCCGGCACGGCGCCAAGCUUCUCUACGCGUUUGCCGAGGCAACUGUGCCCAAAGUGACAGUCAUCACCAGGAAGGCCUAUGGUGGAGCUUACGAUGUCAUGAGCUCCAAGCACCUUUGUGGUGACACCAACUACGCCUGGCCCACAGCAGAGAUUGCAGUCAUGGGAGCAAAGGCAUGUGCCGCCGCCAUCUUCGUGCCCAGGUGGGAGGAGCCUAGAGUGGGUUUUGAGACGUCAGUAAAGGGGAAGGGGCUGAACUGGCCUUUGGAGGACUGGACAUUCCCCCAGCCCCCAGCUGCUGACUUAGGGCAGGUACUUCCUGUUGCUGUGCCUGCUCCCCACUCCUUUCCUGCUUCAAAACAGCUGGUGCGGUUGAUCCAGUCUUUCCACCUCUGGCCAUUGAAUUGUGUGCUCAGGGCUCAGAAUCAUGAAAAAGGAAAACAGCACUCUGCUUCCCUCAGUGAGGGAACUGUGGAUUUAACAGUGGAAACUAGGCCAAAUAUCUUGGCCUCAGAGAAGGAUAAAUGCAGUUGGAGAGAGCAGGACAGAAUCUGGGGAGGCAAACACCUGGCUUAGCCUGGGCUGCUCGUCCCUGGGGCCGCAGCUGAGCACCCAUCACAGCCCCCGGAGUCACGGAGGUCACCUCCAGGCACCUGGAGCCGGCACUUGUCUCGGGUACACUUUGAUUUACCAGGACACUGGCAACCACGUCCAUGAUGAUGAGCUGAGGGAGGCCUGCCCAGGUCUCCAGGGG
Molecule: messenger RNA, 2019 nt
Organism: Balaenoptera ricei (Rice's whale)
Lineage: Eukaryota; Metazoa; Chordata; Mammalia; Artiodactyla; Balaenopteridae
Gene: PCCB
Product: propionyl-CoA carboxylase subunit beta
Exons: 15
Coding region: 39-1841 (600 amino acids)
Cellular component (GO): mitochondrion
Molecular function (GO): propionyl-CoA carboxylase activity
Source: RefSeq, a predicted model, not a curated record